UGUCGUGAAAGCUGCAGAAAAGAAACCGCGAAGCUCGCCAGCGCGUGUCGGUUGAUCCCCCGGUGCCCAAUGAAUUUCAAAGUGGACAUGGGUUUAGACUUUGAAGGAAACGGGCAUUUGUUUACAUCUUGAAUUUCCAGCGAAUCAUCGAGCACCGCUCUCUUGGAAGACUUCCCGGAUGGUCCUAGCGCUCCAAGUGCUCAACACCCCACGCUCCACACCGUCUUCCAUCCUUGCACAUUUCGGUCUUAUCAGCACGUGAGCUCCUAAUCUCUCUGUAUCGUUCAAUAAUGGUGGGUCCUAAUCGGCGCAACAUUUCGAGGAACCUUUGAAGCCGACGACAGCCCACCUCAUUUGCGAUGCAAUUGCUGUUGCCAUAACACGCCACUUCAUCCCGCCCUUCUAAUCUGAGCGACAGCAAUCAUAACCAUGUCCAAGAACCCAAUCCGUCUUCCCCCCCUCCCGAGGCUUCGGGUCCGCAACCCAAACAAGCGCGAGCAAAACCCCUGCCUCACCAUCAUGUCCUCUGUCCUCGCGUGCUGGGCUUCCGCUGGCCACACUGGCAGAGCAUGCAACACAGUCGAAGACGCCCUCCGCGCCUGCAUGGACGCUCCCAAGCCCCCUCCAAAGCCAAGCAACACCAUCAACUACCAUCUCCAGAGACUGUCCUCGAAGCUUAUCAAGCAAGCGUCCAAGAACAAAUAAACGGGUUGUUAUGAAAAAGGAAGGAACAGGGAGAAGGAGAUGAGGAUGAACUAGACGGGAUUGAUUGCCACCUUCUUGAACAACACGCCGUGGGACAAGGGUGAAGCUCUGGGUGUUGACAGCCGUACGAGGGGUUUCUGGUGAAAGGGAAAGCCUGUGUUGCGCCGGAAAAUGGACGGCCAUCUUGACGUGGAGGAAGCGCAUGACGGAAGCCACGACUUACGGAGCUGGGCAGCGGAGCAGGGGAACGUUGGUAUAAACAAAACGGGCCGAGCAAAUUGCAUCGGGGAGGGGCGUUAGUGCUUUUUUGGCUGUAACAGGCUUUGACAAAUACCCGCCGUCAUGAAGAUGAUGGGUUUGUAUAUAAAAUGUACAAUAUGAAAAAUAUACGUAAAUACCCAACACCA
Podospora pseudopauciseta is the source of this 1112-nucleotide messenger RNA. RefSeq names its product 40S ribosomal protein mrp10 (gene MRP10). Gene Ontology annotation, molecular function: structural constituent of ribosome. Bases 430 to 705 code for a protein of 91 amino acids. Gene Ontology annotation, cellular component: mitochondrial small ribosomal subunit. Lineage: Eukaryota; Fungi; Ascomycota; Sordariomycetes; Sordariales; Podosporaceae. The record is from RefSeq and is a predicted model, not a curated record. Gene Ontology annotation, biological process: mitochondrial translation. The transcript is spliced from 2 exons.